CCCGGAAGGGGCUGGAGGUAGGGGUUGGCGUGUGUGCGACCCCGCUAGGUUGGUGAGGUGGGUGCAGUUAUCUGUGAUCCAGAUCUCUCCUCUCUCCUCAGUUUCCCCUUCCAGUAUCCGGGCAAGGGCGGUUGGGUCCUUGGGGGCCUACUCAGAAGGAGACUGAAUUUGCGAGGGGACUUUCUGUUUUAGAGGAGAUUCUAGAAGGCUCUGAGAGUGGGUUUCUGGUCCCAACCUCCUUUCUGAAUGUCUUCUCUCCUAAUACAGGGACGCUGCAGGCGGCGAGAUGUCCUGGCCCGGCCUUCUUUAUGGCCUCACCACGUCCCUCAGUCGUGGCCUAGCCCUCGCUCCCCAGCUCUGGGCCGCCCGUUCCAUGGCCACCCUGAACCAGAUGCACCGCUUAGGCCCCCGGAAGGAACCCCCUAAGCGUCUGGGCCCCACAGAGGGCCGGCCCCAGCUGAAGGGUGUGGUGUUGCGCACAUUCAUCCGAAAGCCGAAGAAGCCCAACUCCGCCAACCGCAAGUGCUGCCGAGUCCGCCUCAGCACAGGCAAAGAGGCUGUCUGCUUCAUCCCCGGGGAGGGCCACACCCUGCAGGAGCAUCACGUGGUCCUCGUGGAGGGUGGUCGCACCCAGGACCUGCCUGGGGUCAAACUCAAAGUUGUGAGGGGCAAGUAUGACUGCGGCCACGUGCAAAAGAAGAAAUGACAGUAAUUCACAGUGGUCUGGCACUCGAUCCUUGGAAACGGGUUCUUCCUACUCCCGGGUCUUGGGCUCAAAUCUUACUGUGAUUCAGCAAGACUGUUGUUAACCUGCAAGAGUACUGAAGGUGAAUUGGAAGGCAGUACCCCUGUGCGUCCAUGUUCAGUGUUUGCAGGUUGACCUCAUGUGCUGGGAUGGGGUUUGUAAUAAAUAUAUCUUCAGGUUGUGAUGUUA
Mus musculus (house mouse) is the source of this 934-nucleotide messenger RNA. RefSeq names its product mitochondrial ribosomal protein S12 (gene Mrps12). Gene Ontology annotation, biological process: translation. Bases 287 to 706 code for a protein of 139 amino acids. The transcript is spliced from 2 exons. Gene Ontology annotation, molecular function: structural constituent of ribosome. The record is from RefSeq and is marked validated. NCBI's taxonomy places the organism in Eukaryota, Metazoa, Chordata, Mammalia, Rodentia, Muridae. Gene Ontology annotation, cellular component: ribosome; mitochondrion; small ribosomal subunit.